Prosopis cineraria is the source of this 1353-nucleotide messenger RNA. RefSeq lists its product as uncharacterized. The annotation marks the transcript as partial. Lineage: Eukaryota; Viridiplantae; Streptophyta; Magnoliopsida; Fabales; Fabaceae. The transcript is spliced from 7 exons. The record is from RefSeq and is a predicted model, not a curated record.
AAGCCAUGGCAAAAGCAUCCACGCAAGUCCUAGUGACUUUUUCUCGGUACUUAUCUUCUUCUCCACUGCGACCUCUGGAGUUCGACAGUGUUGUUUUUUUAUUUUUGUUUUGAUGAUUGAUCUUUCCGCUUGAGUUCCUGGCUAGAAUCCUGAAAUCAAUCCUGAAAUCCCAGAAAGAAAAAAUACGUAAAGAUGGGGCCUAAGCUUCCUUUGACCCACUUGAGAAUAUCGCCUGCCUCUAAUUGUUAUUUGAUUUCUUACGACAAGGGAGAGUUUUGUAAAUACAAAUUCCCUGCAAGAAUAGUUUCAGAGCAGAAGUUCCCGUUCAAGUUCGUACGACAAUCUUUGGGGGAUAGAUGGAAGCUGAAUGAUAUAAGCGCUGGCUCAAUCCAAGAAAGAAUGAAUAUAUGGCUAUCAAAGACCCAAGACUUUUUGAAUGAAGUGUCUUCCCCGCUUGCAAAUCUGGUCAAAAUAGAAAGUCUGGUCCUAAAGAUGAUCUUGAAUUUCAAGUUAUGGAAGACAUAUUUAUGGUAGAGCAGACAAUAGACCGCAGAACAGAAAAUGGCAUUCUUUCUCUAGCUGCUGUUACAUGUAUUGAGCAAUUUAGCAGGUGAAUGCGUGCGCUACAUUUUUAUCUUAGAUAUGCAGGAUGAAUGGGCUGACUGGGAGGAAAAUGCAGAAAAUUUAUGAAGCUCUUGUUCCUGAUUCAGUAUACAGAGAUGCCCGUAAUUUGGUUGAAUAUUGCUGCUUUAGGUUCUUGUCAAGGGAUAGCUCUCAUGUUCAUCCUUCCCUAAAGGAACCUGCUUUCCAGAGGCUUGUAUUCAUAACCAUGCUUGCAUGGGAAAAUCCUUACAGUGAUGAGCUUUCAAGUAUCUCAAGAGAAGGCUUCUUUCCAGAGUAAGCUCGUCACGGAAGAGGCUUUUGUUCAUAUUGCUCCUGCUGUCGCUGGUGUGGUUGACCGCCCCACAGCACACAAUCUAUUCAAGGCUCUAGCCGGUGAUGAAAGGGGGAUCUCUUUGGGCUUGUGGCUGACUUACAUUAACGAACUUGUCAAAGUGUAUGAAGGACCCAAGUCGUAUCAUAUCCCAGAGUUUCCUCAACUUUCUGAGGAGAGAAUUCUAUGCAUUGGUUCCAACAGGAAAAGGCCUGUAUUGAAAUGGGAGAAGAAUAUGGCAUGGCCUGGCAAGCUCACUCUUACCGAUAAAGCCAUCUACUUUGAGACCGUUGGCUUACUGGGAGAGAAGAAAGCCAUGGACUGGAUCUUUCAUAUGAAGGAUUACAGGUGGAGAAAGCAAAGUUGGACCUUUAGGGUCUUCUCUUUUGACUCUGCUGUUUCUGUUUCCUUGGCUCAGA